UAGCCCUCUCCGGAGCGCGCCGAUGAGAAUUUUCUGGCGGCGCCGGAAGUCCGGGGCACGUGACCGGGUGACAGCGCCUGGCGGAGCAGCUUGGCUCGCUGGCUGGCGGCGCCGCGGCCCGGGAUGGCGGAGGCUCCUCCAGUAUCAGGUACGUUUAAAUUCAAUACGGAUGCUGCUGAAUUCAUUCCCCAGGAGAGAAAAAAUUCUGGCCUGCAUCGUGGGACCCAGAGGCGGCUAGAUUCUAAUAAGAUUGGGAGAAGAAAUUACACCUCUCCACCGCCCUGCCACCUUUCCAGACAGGUUCCUUAUGAUGAGGUCAGCGCUGUUCAUCAGCACACUUACCACCCUUCAGGCAGCAAACCCAAAAACCAACAGACUUCCUUCCAUUCCGCUGCUUCUGGUAAAUCACUCAAGAGCCAGGCCCUUCAGAAUCAGCCUUGGCAGAAAUUGAGGAGUGACAAGCAGCAGGUCAGAGUCAAGAGAACACAGAGUCUCACUGACCAGACCUCAGAUGUAGCCAGUUUAGAAAGUGGGUCCAGGCCAGAGAGCGGGAACCCCAGAGAGCAGAGCCCUUCUGAGAGUGAGAAGGAAAUUGUCAGCGCAGACCCUCGGGGAGCAAAGCCCAAAAAAGCCACUUCAUUUGUAUACAGCUAUGGGAGAGGACCAAAAGUCAAGGGGAAAAUCAAAGGUGAAUGGGGUAACAGAGUGCCUCUAAAACCCGAGGAUGUUGGACCGGAAAAUAACAAACCAGUGGGGGUUAUCCACCCCGAUUCUUCAGAUGCGCCCUUUAGAAAAGGGGUCCUAGAUGGGUAUGCAGUGAGGCGCAACGAGCAGAGAAGAUACCCACAGAAAAGGCCUCCCUGGGAAGUGGAGGGGGCCAGGCCCCGGCCAGGCAGGAAUCCUCCAAAACAGGACAACCAGCGGCAUGCAAGUGCAGGCCCCCGGAACAACAUGGCCCCCAUUCCAAAGUAUACUCUCAGCGACAGACCAGCAAAAUCUGCCUGUGACAACGGGAACUUGGCCGUCAUCAGCAAGCCUUCCAGAAGGGUUGACCCAGAAAAAUGUGCUGGAAGGAGGCAGAAUCCUUCAGCAGUAUCUCCUUUCCUCCGAGGCAAGCAGAACCACGUGCUGAAGAACGUGGAGACACACACAGGUUCUCUGAUUGAACAGCUGACAACAGAGAAAUACGAGUGCAUGGUGUGCUGUGAGUUGGUGCGUGUCACAGCCCCGGUGUGGAGCUGCCAGAGCUGCUACCAUGUGUUCCACCUGAGCUGUAUCCAGAAGUGGGCCAGGUCUCCAGCCUCUCAAGCAGAUGGCCAGAGUGGCUGGCGGUGCCCCGCAUGCCAGAAUGUUUCUGCACACGUUCCUAAUACCUACACUUGUUUCUGUGGCAAAGUGAAGAACCCAGAGUGGAGCAGAAAUGAAAUUCCACACAGUUGUGGUGAGGUUUGUAGAAGGAAGCAGCCUGGCCAGGACUGCCCACAUUCCUGUAAUCUACUCUGCCAUCCUGGGCCUUGCCCGCCAUGCCCUGCCUUUAUGACUAAAACCUGUGAAUGUGGACGAACCAGGCACACGGUUCGUUGUGGUCAGGCUGUCUCAGUCCACUGUUCUAACCCGUGUGGGAAUAUUUUAAAUUGUGGGCAACACCACUGUGCUGAGUUGUGCCAUGGGGGACAGUGCCAGCCUUGCCGGAGCAUAUUGAAUCAGGUAUGCUACUGUGGCAGCACCACCCGAGAUGUACUGUGUGGAACAGACAUAGGAAAAUCUGAUGGAUUUGGUGACUUUGCCUGCUUAAAGAUAUGUGGCAAAGAUUUGAAAUGUGGGAGCCAUACGUGUUCUCAAGUGUGCCAUCCUCAGCCGUGCCAGCCAUGCCCACGGCUUCCCCAUUUGGUGCGCUAUUGCCCUUGUGGACAAACUCCUCUCAGCCAGUUGCUGGAACGUGGAAGUAGUGGUCGGAAAUCAUGCAUGGAUCCUGUCCCUUCAUGUGGAAAAGUGUGCGGCAAGCCUCUGUCUUGCGGGUCCUCAGAUUUCAUUCAUACCUGUGAAAAGGUCUGCCAUGAAGGAGAAUGUGGACCAUGCUCUCGCACAUCAGUUAUUUCCUGCAGAUGCUCUUUCAGAACAAAGGAACUUCCAUGUACCAGUCUCAAAAGUGAAGAUGCUACAUUUAUGUGUGACAAGCGCUGUAACAAGAAGCGGUUGUGUGGACGGCAUAAAUGUAAUGAGAUCUGCUGUGUGGAUAAGGAGCACAAGUGUCCUUUGAUUUGUGGGAGGAAACUUCGUUGUGGCCUUCAUCGAUGCGAAGAGCCUUGUCACCGUGGGAACUGCCAGACCUGCUGGCAAGCCAGUUUUGAUGAAUUAACCUGCCACUGUGGCGCGUCAGUGAUCUACCCGCCAGUUCCCUGUGGCACCAGGCCCCCUGAAUGUACCCAGACCUGCGCCCGAGUCCAUGAGUGUGACCAUCCAGUCUAUCAUUCUUGUCACAGUGAGGAGAAAUGUCCCCCGUGUACUUUUCUAACUCAGAAAUGGUGCAUGGGCAAACAUGAGUUACGCAGCAACAUCCCCUGUCACCUGGCUGACAUCUCCUGCGGACUGCCCUGCUGUGCCGACCUGCCCUGUGGGAUGCACAAGUGUCAGAGACUCUGUCACAAAGGAGAGUGUCUCGUGGACGAGAUCUGCAAGCAGCCCUGCACCAACCUCAGAACGGACUGUGGCCACCCAUGCAUGGCGCCCUGCCACCCCGGCUCACCCUGCCCCACAACUAUUUGUAAGGCCAAGGUCGAGCUACAGUGUGAAUGUGGGCGAAGGACAGAGUUGGUGAUUUGCUCCGAAGCGUCCAGCACUUAUCAAAGAAUAGCUGCUAUUUCCAUGGCCUCCAAAAUAACAGAUAUGCAACUUGGAGAUUCCGUGGAGAUCAGCAAGUUAAUCACCAAAAAGGAACUUCACCAAGCCAAGUUGGAGUGUGACGAGGAGUGUUUAGCCUUGGAAAGGAAAAAGCAGUUAGCAGAGGCAUUUCAUAUCAGCGAUGAUUCUGAUCCUUUCAAUGUACGUUCUUCGGCAUCAAAAUUCAGUGAGAGUCUGAAAGAAGAUGCCAGGAAGGACUUAAAGUUUGUCAGUGAAGUUGAGAAGGAAAUGGAAGCCCUCGUGGAAGCCGUGGACAAGGGAAAGACCGGUAAGAAGAGCCACUCAUUCCCUCCCAUGAACAGAGACCACCGCCGCAUCAUCCACGACCUGGCCCAGGUUUACGGCCUGGAGAGCGUGAGCUACGACAGUGAGCCGAAGCGCAACGUUGUGGUCACCGCGGUCAGAGGGAAGUCCCUGUGUCCUCCUUCCUCGCUGACCAGUAUUCUGGAAAGGGAAAUGCAGUCCCGACCUCCACCGCCGAUUCCUCAUCACCGACAUCAGACAGACAAGUAUUCUGGGAGCUGUAAUUUACAGAAAAUAUCCAAGGAGCCAUUAAUCGAUUACUUUGAUGUCCAGGACUAAAAUCACGACAAAGGAGUGAUUAGGUGUGUCAGAGGCCCCUUUGCCAGCAGUUAAAUCAUGCUUGUUCUCAGCUGCCUGGUGGACUCACAGCCUCACAUACUGUCUUGUACUGGUACACCCAGAGCAUGAGAGUGUCCAAACCCCCGUGUCCUCCGUCCUGUCUGUAUAAAGUAUUUCAGUAUGGCCAAGCCCUGACUGGACAGCCCCUGGUUCCUCAGCCCUGGGUGAGCAGAGGCUCAUCACCCGUCACUGUGAUUGCAGGAAGGUCUGGGCGAGCAUUGGACACACUAGAAUUUUAAACAGAAAGUGACUUUGGGGCACUUAGUCAGACCCUCAGCCGUCCUGUUCUUCCUCCUUGAAAAUGCCUGCGACGCAUCAGCUUCGCCUCACUUGUAAUACAAAAAUCUUAUGUUCUUUGGGAAGACAGUGAGUGACCAUCCGCACAGGCCAACAUGCAGUCGCCACGCCAUUUCUGGAACCACACAUGGUGUGUUAAACCCAGCUGUCUAGCCACGGCUUUGGCUGGAAAUACUCCGAGGUCUGUCUAGCUGGACCCAUUUUGUGGUAUCAGUCCCAGACGUAGGAAAGGGGCCCGGCGGCUCUGUAGAACCCCCGAGGCGUUUGUCUCAGGGCAGUGAGCCUGUUUGUUGGCGCUUGCCUCCGUUCCACGGGGCUGGAGUAGGUCACGUCCUGUGGCACAGCAGGACCCCCUGCUCCGGGCUCAGCACUAACUGUGUUGGAUGAGGAAGAGUCUCAUAAAGUGUGGCCCUUCCCAGGCCUGCAGCCAACCAUCCUGGCGCCCCUGAGCUCUGAGCUCUGUUCCUUUUGGAGGGUCUGCUGACAGCCCAGACUGGCAGCUCCUGAAGGCAGGCAUGUUGUCAGUUAUCGCUGGUCUGACUCUCCUCCCACUGACCUCCCCACCUCCGGCAUGGAGCCCUGACUUCCAAUCACGUCCUGCCCCAGAGCCAACUGCCAGCCCCAGGAGGAUCAGAAAGACUGUGUACAUCCCUGACCCCUGCGGGAAGAAGCCCACCCCCGGCCGCCCUGCCCCAGUGCCACACAGGGAGGCCUGUGAGCUCCCACGUCUUCUUUCAGCUUUGUGUUUAAUGGAAGAACUUCUGGGGGGCGGGGUGGGGGGAUGGGAUGAGGUCUUCGGGUGUUCCAGAGAUGCACGCCUGCCCCUGGCAAGCGCCCUUGUAACAUAUCGUCCAAGAAAAGGUACAGACCACCUGAGGCCCGGCCUGGCUCUAGCACAGUGGGGCGUGUGGCCGAUCCCGUGGGAACGCCCCUGAAUAAAUACCCAG
This is a messenger RNA of Sorex fumeus (smoky shrew), 4787 nucleotides long. It is a transcript of the gene NFX1, whose product is annotated as nuclear transcription factor, X-box binding 1. The transcript is spliced from 24 exons. Bases 124 to 3483 code for a protein of 1119 amino acids. The record is from RefSeq and is a predicted model, not a curated record. Gene Ontology annotation, cellular component: nucleus. Gene Ontology annotation, biological process: negative regulation of transcription by RNA polymerase II. NCBI's taxonomy places the organism in Eukaryota, Metazoa, Chordata, Mammalia, Eulipotyphla, Soricidae. Gene Ontology annotation, molecular function: RNA polymerase II transcription regulatory region sequence-specific DNA binding; zinc ion binding; DNA-binding transcription factor activity, RNA polymerase II-specific.